Ostrea edulis (European flat oyster) is the source of this 1995-nucleotide messenger RNA. RefSeq lists its product as uncharacterized. The transcript is spliced from 3 exons. The coding region runs from base 1 to 1995 and encodes 664 amino acids. NCBI's taxonomy places the organism in Eukaryota, Metazoa, Mollusca, Bivalvia, Ostreida, Ostreidae. The record is from RefSeq and is a predicted model, not a curated record.
AUGGAACUCUGGGUAGAGAAUGCUGUACUGACAGCGAACGUGAACCACGGGAUUUCCCAGUACUGCUCUGAUAAUAAAGAUCGCAAUCGCCGAGGUGGUGGAGUGUGCAUCUACAUAAGAGAAGGCUUCGAAUUUACUCCAGUGGUACUAGAAGGACUUCCGGACAAAGAUGAAAUAUUUCAUCGACACGUCAACCUACUAAGCUACCCCAACACAACUGUACCUCCCACCCCAACACAACUGUACCUCCCACCCCAACACAACUGUACCUCCCACUCCAACACAACUGUACCCCCAUCCCAAUACAACUGUACCUCCCACCCCAACUCAACUGUACCUCCCACCCCAACUCAACUGUACCUUCCAUCCCAAUACAACUGUACCUUACACCCCAACACAACUGUACCUUACACCCCAACACAACUGUACCCCCACCCCAACACAACUGUACCUCCCAUCCCAACACAACUGUACCGCCCACCCCAACUCAACUGUACCUCCCAUCCCAACACAACUGUACCUCCCACCCCAACUCAACUGUACCUCCCACCCCAACACAACUGUACCUCCCACCCCAACUUAACUGUACCUCCCACCUCAACUCAACUGUACCUUAUACCCCAACACAACUGUACCUCCCACCCCAACACAACUGUACCUCCCACCCCAACUCAACUGUACCUCCCACCCCAACACAACUGUACUUCCCAUCCCAACACAACUGUACUUCCCACCCCAACACAACUGUACCUCCCAUCCCAACACAACUGUAUCUCCCACCCCAACACAACUGUACCUCCCACCCCAACACAACUGUACCUCCCAUCCCAACACAACUUUACCUCCCACCCCAACACAACUGUACUUCCCACCCCAACACAACUGUACCUCCCACCCCAACACAAUUGUACCUCCCACCCCAACACAACUGUACCUCCCACCCCAACACAACUGUACCUCCCACCCCAACACAACUGUACCUCCCACCCCAACACAACUGUACCUCCCACCCCAACACAACUGUACCUCCCACUCCAACACAACUGUACCCCCAUCCCAAUACAACUGUACCUCCCACCCCAACUCAACUGUACCUUCCAUCCCAAUACAACUGUACCUUACACCCCAACACAACUGUACCUUACACCCCAACACAACUGUACCCCCACCCCAACACAACUGUACCUCCCACCCCAACACAACUGUACCUCCCACCCCAACUUAACUGUACCUCCCACCUCAACUCAACUGUACCUUAUACCCCAACACAACUGUACCUCCCACCCCAACACAACUGUACCUCCCACCCCAACUCAACUGUACCUCCCACCCCAACACAACUGUACUUCCCAUCCCAACACAACUGUACCUCCCACCCCAACACAACUGUACCUCCCAUCCCAACACAACUGUACCUCCCACCCCAACUCAACUGUACCUUACACCCCAACACAACUGUACCUCCCACCCCAACACAACUGUACCUCCCACCCCAACACAACUGUACCUCCCACCCCAACACAACUGUACCUCCCAUCCCAACACAACUGUACCUCCCACCCCAACACAACUGUACCUCCCAUCCCAACACAACUGUACCUCUCACCCCAACUUAACUGUACCUACCACCCCAACUCAACUGUACCUUACACCCCAACACAACUGUACCUCCCACCCCAACACAACUGUACCUCCCAUCCCAACACAACUGUACCUCCCACCCCAACACAACUGUACCUCCCACCCCAACACAACUGUACCUCCCACCCCAACACAACUGUACCUCCCACCCCAACACAACUGUACCUCUCACCCCAACACAACUGUACCUCCCAUCCCAACACAACUGUAUCUGUAAAUCCGACCUUACACCCCAACACAACUGUACAUUCCAUCCCAACACAACUGUACCUUCCAUCCCAAUACAACUGUAUCUGUAAAUCCGAUCCUACACCCCAACACAACUGUACUUUCCACCCAACACAAUUUGAUUAA